Molecule: messenger RNA, 1431 nt
Organism: Theileria equi strain WA
Lineage: Eukaryota; Apicomplexa; Aconoidasida; Piroplasmida; Theileriidae
Product: signal peptide-containing protein
Exons: 2
Coding region: 1-1431 (476 amino acids)
Source: RefSeq, a predicted model, not a curated record
AUGAAAGUCCCCUUUGUGCUCUCACUAGCACUCCUAGUGAGACUGUCUAGCUGCACUGAGGUCGUCUUUGAUGUUUCAAGCCCGGAUCCUUCCCUGGCUAGAGACUAUAACAGUACCGCAGAUGGAGUAACUUAUUACUCCUACUUUCCCAAGGGAUUAUUCUUCAGCAAGGUAGUAGAUGCUAGAGUCACCAUCUGGGAAGGUAAGGGAGAAGAGAGAUGUACAAUACCAUUCCUAAGUGUUGAAGGUGACAAGAGCAGGCUCGUUCUUCAUGUUUGGCCUAAUAGCACAGAAUCCAAGAUGUUGUACUAUGAGAAGGUAUAUGGAGAAUGGAAGCUGGUAACUAUAAGAGUUAAAGGUCUUCCAGAGUCAGAGGAACCAGUCUCUCCACAGGAACAUGCAGCUGAACUUAACUUUGCCAACCUUGGAUGUCCCUUGGGAGGAUUCUCAGGUUCAGAAGCUAAGCCAAAGGUCACUCUCCCUCCCGUGAAACCUCAUGAUGAUGAGGAUGAGCUAGGAGAACUUGAUGAGUAUGUACCAGAGGCUAGAGUAGCAGAACCUGAGACUCCAGAAGUUUCUAUAGAGGAUUCCCAGCCAGAAAAAGAAUCCGAGGCUCCAGUAGAGCCCACUAUAGAACAAAAACUAUUUACCCAUGAAGAUAUUGUAGUUGAGGGGGUACCGAAAGUUUAUGAAUUUUCACCCAGUACUGAGACAUCAAGAGAGGUUUCCGUUACAGAAGAUUCGCAUCCUGAGGAGCCUGUUCUGGCUGCUAAAGAAUCUAUCCAUUUGGAGACUUUACCUUCUGACCAUACAGAGGCUUCUGAGGAUUCUUCUUUGGAACAAUUAGAAGGAGAAUCACCUGAAGUUCCUGCAAAACCAACUCCUACUAAAGAAGCAUCUAAAGAUAGCCCUAAAACUAGUGCAGAUUCCUUUCAACUACCAUCAAAAGCAACAUUUCCAGACCCUGAAGAAGAUGUAGGCCCCUUGGUGUCGAAGGUCGAUACAUCCCUCUUUAAUGUCGUUGACUCUUUUGAAGAUUAUGUACCCGUUCUUGAUCUUAAAGCCAAGGGAAAUAAAGCCUUUAAAAUCACGUUUGAUGAUAAGACGAUAUGGGAAGAUCCUAACACACCAUGCUCCUCAGCAGUACUGUACUUUGAUGAAGAUAGACCUACCCUUUUAAUUGUUAUUGUAAAGGAUAAGAAUGAUAAGCUUAACAAGGUCUAUAGAUACCAUGACGGUAAGCAGUGGAAGGAUGGUACUAAGAGGGGUCACAAUAAAACAGAGCAAGUUGAGGAGAUUUUUUUGCUGUUGUCUCUGUUGAAUCCCCAGAGAUCACAAAUCCUGAGAAUUAAACUACAAAAAUCUGAUAGUAUUUCCAAUCAUGAUUCAUCCUUGUGGAAUAUGGUUGCUUGUUUCGUUGGUAAAAAGUAA